This is a messenger RNA of Musa acuminata subsp. malaccensis (wild Malaysian banana), 1143 nucleotides long. RefSeq names its product NAC domain-containing protein 21/22. Gene Ontology annotation, molecular function: DNA binding. The record is from RefSeq and is a predicted model, not a curated record. Gene Ontology annotation, biological process: regulation of DNA-templated transcription. NCBI's taxonomy places the organism in Eukaryota, Viridiplantae, Streptophyta, Magnoliopsida, Zingiberales, Musaceae.
CCCUCCAGCCUUGCUACUCUCAAGAAUUCAAGCUCUCGCAACAGAUCUAGAGAGAGAGAGGGACUCGAAGACUGUUCAUCCAAUCAAGGAAGCAUAUCCAAGGCGUAUGGAUAGAAUGGGGUUGAGAGAAAUAGAAUCCACACUGCCGCCGGGGUUCAGGUUCUACCCAAGCGACGAGGAGCUGGUCUGCCACUAUCUCUACAAGAAGGUGACCAGCGAACGGUGCUCGGAGGGGACGAUGGUAGAGGUUGAUCUGCACACUAGUGAGCCGUGGGAGCUUCCAGAUGUGGCUAAACUGAGUGCCAACGAGUGGUACUUCUUCAGCUUCCGCGACCGCAAAUACGCCACCGGAUCGCGCACCAACCGAGCAACCAAAUCGGGAUACUGGAAAGCUACCGGGAAGGAUAGAAUAAUCUGUGAUCCAAGAACACACGCAAGGGUUGGGAUGAGGAAGACAUUGGUGUUCUACGGAGGCAGAGCUCCGAAUGGAGCAAAGACUGGCUGGGUAAUGCAUGAGUUCCGACUGGAGACCCCCCACUCACCUCCCAGGGAGGACUGGGUUCUUUGUAGAGUGUUUCACAAGAGGAAAGGGGAGUCGGAUCAUGACAAGACUGCUUCUUCUUCUCCCACUCGGAUGUCAUCUGCUUGUGUCGUGGACCAGCCCAUGCCAGAUGUGUGCCAUGACCAGCUUGGCUCAUCCUUCCCUGCUCUCCUGCAGCAGGAGGACAACAGCUCAGACCCCUUCCUGAUGAACAUGGCACUGCUGCAGCGCAACCUUCUUGACUUCCCACAGGAGAUGGGAAGCGCACCCGCCGGUAUGGUGGGGAUGAGCUCGAGGUGUGAGGAUGAGCUGGGAUUCCUGUUGGACUUGGGGUUUGAGCACAGCUUUGGGGAGGCAGGAAUGGUGAGGUACGAGCUACCGAGGUGGCAAGGAUAGUUACACUCUACCUGUGGUGGACAAGUGGGGAUUGAUGUGGGAGUUGCAUGCUUCCAACAGUAGACAUGAAUGUUGAUUUCGACUGGAAGAGAGCGAUUGAAAUAGAUCUGUACAGAUGUUAAGUAGUUGGAGUACAUGUUUAUAGUUGUUAAUAAUCUUCACAAAAGCAAGAAGAAGAUAGACAUUUCUAUAGGGGAUUUUAUUGA